Molecule: messenger RNA, 1666 nt
Organism: Heteronotia binoei (common prickly gecko)
Lineage: Eukaryota; Metazoa; Chordata; Lepidosauria; Squamata; Gekkonidae
Product: olfactory receptor 1-like
Exons: 2
Coding region: 241-1179 (312 amino acids)
Biological process (GO): G protein-coupled receptor signaling pathway
Cellular component (GO): membrane
Molecular function (GO): olfactory receptor activity; G protein-coupled receptor activity
Source: RefSeq, a predicted model, not a curated record
GUGGUUUGAUUUGGUGCAAUACAGACGAUUGUUUUAAAGGCUAGGUCCUAGUGUUUUGCAGGCAACAAAAACUUCUGCUGCUUGUGGCCAACGAAGCUUGAUGGAAAAGAUCAGGCUGAACAGAACCAAAGUCCUUCAUUUCAACAACUAUGUUCCUUCUUUGGGUAGCAAAAGGUCCUCCGCCAUCGAUGGAGUGAAGCUUAAGCAUUGCAUGACACAAGGAAGUGUUACUGCUGGACCAUGGAGCACGGGAAUCAAACUUUUGUUCCAGGAUUCAUCUUGCAAGAGCUCUUCAACCGAGAGGGACACGAAGGCCUCAUCUUCUUCAUCCACCUCUUCAUGUAUCUGCUGAUCCUCUUGGGCAACCUGCUGAUCGUCCUUCUGAUCUGCUGUGACGCCCAUCUCCUCCACACACCCAUGUACUUCUUCCUCAGCUACCUCUCUCUGGCUGAUAUGUGUUUUGCGUCUUCCACUAUCCCCAUAAUGCUGCGUAACCUCAUUUCCCAGGACAAGGUCAUCUCCUAUAGUGGCUGCUUGUCUCAGAUUUAUUUUUUCCUGGCCUUUGGCAAUAGUGACAACUUCCUGCUUGCCGCCAUGGCCUACGAUCGCUACCUGGCGAUCUGCUGUCCACUGCACUACACUUCCUUGAUGAACACCAAGCGUUGCCUCUUGAUGGUUUCUGGGUGUUGGCUCCUGGCCCUUUUCCAGUCUACGCUGUACACCUCCCUGCUCUCCUCCGUCUCCUUCUGCGCAUCCCAGGAGAUCCCCCAUUUUUUCUGUGAGUUCUACCCCGUGCUAGGCCUUGCCUGCUCCGACACCACAGCUGUCAAGCUGGUGGUGCUGACAGAAGGUGUGCUCGAUAUUCUGGGGCCGUUUGUCUUCAUCGUGGCCUCCUACGUGCGCAUCUUCCUCACCGUUGUGAAGACUUCAUCGUCCACCAGCAAACGCAAGGCCUUUUCCACAUGUGGUUCUCACCUAGCCGUGGUUAUCCUCUUCUAUGGCACCCUCUGCUGGAUUUAUACGCAGCCUACCUCUGACAAUACACAGGCUUCUCUCAUGCAUACUGUGGUGACUCCUAUGCUCAACCCUUUCAUCUACAGCCUGAGGAACAAUGAGAUGAAAGGAGCUCUGAGGAGACUUCUUAGAAGGAUGAGAGUCAAUUGUAUGAACUGGAAGUAACUGAUCAGUCACCUGGUAUUGGGACAUUAUGUUGCAGUGAGUGGGAUUGUCGUGAUCUGUGCUGUGCUGUGCUGUGAGACAGAGGCCUAGUGGGCCUAGGGAGCCUGUGAGGCCUGUGUCGCAGUAGAGAUAGUGCCUACAAUCAACAGAAUGCUUGGCGCUGGUUUUAGCCAAUCGGCAUCCAAGUAGGCUCUGAGGAGAAUGGCUUAAAAGCUCUCUCGAGGGACAAAUGAGGUUCUUUCCUCCUGAGAGGUCAAGCAGGCACGAUGGCUGCUGUUUAGGAGGAAGACCUUCACUCUGAGGGAGGGAGUGAACAGGCCAAGGCCUAGUGGCCUAACAGACAAGGGACAGUUCAGUCUAGUCGCGUUAGGGACUUUAUGUUUAUUUUCCUUCACCCAUGUUACUUUAUAGUUUUAAAGCACCUUAUCUGUUCACUUGCCCUUAUUGAUUUUCCUGUUUAAAAUAAAUCUUUUUAUUGUUCUUUGUU